Molecule: messenger RNA, 1052 nt
Organism: Lagopus muta (rock ptarmigan)
Lineage: Eukaryota; Metazoa; Chordata; Aves; Galliformes; Phasianidae
Gene: CALM1
Product: calmodulin 1
Exons: 6
Coding region: 223-672 (149 amino acids)
Molecular function (GO): calcium ion binding
Source: RefSeq, a predicted model, not a curated record
AAGGGGGCAGGGCUGCUCGCCGCAGUCACCCUUACCCAUACCGCGCCGGGGAGGAGAGAAAAAGGCCCCGCUCCGGCGGAGGGAUACAGCGCUCCAUAUAUAGCGGCGCGGCGCAGGCUCACACCCCCAGCACUUCUCGCACCGCGUCAGGGAGGAGGUAGCAGCCGCCGCCGCUCGUGGUCGCGCAGUUCGUGCAGCCGCCGUCGGGCCCGCCGCCGCGCCAUGGCUGACCAGCUGACUGAAGAGCAGAUUGCUGAAUUCAAGGAAGCCUUUUCCCUAUUUGACAAAGAUGGUGAUGGUACUAUCACAACAAAAGAACUGGGAACUGUCAUGAGGUCGCUGGGUCAAAAUCCAACAGAAGCAGAAUUGCAGGAUAUGAUCAACGAGGUAGAUGCUGAUGGUAAUGGCACUAUUGACUUUCCUGAAUUUUUAACCAUGAUGGCCAGAAAAAUGAAGGACACAGACAGCGAGGAAGAAAUCCGUGAGGCAUUCCGAGUUUUUGACAAGGAUGGCAAUGGCUAUAUCAGUGCAGCAGAGCUACGUCAUGUUAUGACAAACUUAGGAGAAAAGCUAACAGAUGAAGAAGUAGAUGAAAUGAUCAGAGAAGCAGACAUUGAUGGGGAUGGGCAAGUCAACUAUGAAGAAUUCGUACAGAUGAUGACUGCAAAGUGAAGAGACCUCCUUUACACCUUUUUUCCUCUAGAAGAAUCAAAUUGAAUCUUUUACUUACCUCUUGCAAAAAAAGUUCAUUUAUUCAUUCUGUUUCUGUAUAGCAAAACUGAAUGUCAAAAUACCUUCUGUCCACAAACUGCAUGUAAUGGUUGGUGGUCCUGUCCCCAAAAGAUCAAGUUAAACAUCAGUUUUACAAUAUAAUUAAUUGUACUACCUUGAAAAAUAAAUAAAUUAAAAAAAAAAAAGGAAGCACUUAGUGAACUCGAAAGUUCCAUUUGCUAAUGACUAUUACACUGUUUGGGCUGGCCAGUUUUUCAUGCAUGCAGCUUGACAAUUGAGCACAGUCAGACAUUUGUAUUAAAAGGAAAAAAAAAAAACAA